Molecule: messenger RNA, 2516 nt
Organism: Monodelphis domestica (gray short-tailed opossum)
Lineage: Eukaryota; Metazoa; Chordata; Mammalia; Didelphimorphia; Didelphidae
Gene: LRRC3B
Product: leucine rich repeat containing 3B
Cellular component (GO): plasma membrane
Molecular function (GO): protein binding
Source: RefSeq, a predicted model, not a curated record
ACUCCUCCCACCCCUUUCUCAAAGCGAGGUACAGCAGGGGGUGGCAAACACUGGGCCACGAACUCUCCUUCUUCGGUCUUUGCUAUCUACUGCGUUCUUCUUUUAAAAAUGAAAAUGGGCAAGUAGAGAGGGAACCCAGGGAACUACUAGCCUUCGGGCAAUUUUCUCACUUCCCUCUUUUCCUCCCAAAGAAUACCCACCACCUUCUCAUUAGCACCGCCACCCCCCAGGGAAAUGGGCGUAGAAAACUCAAGCCAAUACCGGAAUGACUCUCCAACCCUGCCCUUCUAUCCCGGGCCCAGGUUUGAAGAGGCUCCCUUCUAGUGAUAGAGAAGGGAGCAUCUGCUCGAGGAAAGCUACCCUCUCCUCAGCCUUUGUCUCCUCCUCCUCCUCCUCCUCCUUUUCCUCCUCCUCCUCCUCUCCGUCCUCCUCCUCUUCCUCCUCCUUCUCCUCCUCCUCCUCCUUCUCCUAGUCUCUCCGGGUCCCCGAGACUCUGCAGCAGCAGGAGCAGCAGCGGCAGCGGCUACGGCAGCGGCGGCAGUGUCAGUGACAGAGGCAGCAGCGGCGGCAACACUAGCAGCAACACUAGCAGCAGCAGCAGCAGCAGCAGCAGCUACAGAAUCCAGAAGGCGGCAGAGCGCUCUCCGGGAACCGGCGGCUGCUGGAGGAAACGAUCCCGGGAGCCUCCUCCCAGCCCGGCAGGCAACCAAAAUGCUCCUGCGGUUCUCGAGAUCCUAGCCCGCCCUCCGUGGCGGCGGCGACGGCGGCAGAGGGAGGAAAGGCUAGCGGUGGCCCCCCAGCUACCAGCUGCCUAGCCUGGGCGCAGUGAGCUGGCUGGCUGGCUGGCUGACCCGCAGCAGCCAUUGCACGCGCGCACCCGCACCUCUUGCACACACACACACACACACACGGACACAUCUACGAAUCCACAGACACCCAGGCGCACACGCGCACCACCCCCCGCGUGCCCUCCUCCCCCACCUCCUCUCCAAGGCGCCGCUCCGAUGGAGCAGCUAGCUUGGCACCGGGCUGGCGCAAGGAGUCUCCAUGUGGAGGAGGAGAGCAAGGAGGACACACAUAUGUUGAAGCCAGACUAUUGACCCAACAGCUAAAGCAAGGAGGCAUUCUUUUGACUUGGGCUGGACCCUUUGCCACCUUUGUCGGGGUAAAUGAGGAAUGGGCUUGUGAUUAUGCUGACGUCCCAGCAUGCAUUUGGUAGACCUGUGGUUAACUCGCUCCCUCUCCAUGUGUCUCCUCUUACAAAGUUUUGUCCUCAUGAUACUGUGCUUUCAUUCAGCCAGUAUGUGUCCCAAAGGCUGUCUUUGUUCUUCCUCUGGAGGUUUAAAUGUCACCUGUAGCAAUGCGAACCUCAAGGAAAUCCCCAGAGAUCUUCCUCCCGAAACAGUCCUCCUUUACUUAGACUCCAAUCAGAUAACAUCCAUCCCCAAUGAGAUUUUUAAGGACUUGCAUCAACUCCGAGUUCUCAAUUUGUCCAAAAAUGGAAUCGAAUUUAUAGAUGAGCACGCCUUCAAGGGGGUGGCUGAAACCCUACAGACGCUGGACUUAUCUGACAACCGCAUUCAGAGUGUUCACAAAAAUGCUUUCAACAACCUGAAGGCCAGGGCCAGAAUCGCCAACAAUCCCUGGCACUGUGACUGUACUUUACAGCAGGUCCUGAAGAGCAUGGCAUCUAACCACGAGACAGCUAACAAUGUCAUCUGUAAGACUUCCGUGCUAGACGAACAUGCCGGGAGACCUUUCCUUAAUGCUGCCAAUGACGCUGACCUCUGUAACCUCCCCAAAAAGACUACCGACUAUGCCAUGCUGGUCACCAUGUUUGGCUGGUUCACCAUGGUGAUAUCCUACGUGGUAUACUAUGUACGGCAGAAUCAAGAGGAUGCCAGGAGGCACCUAGAAUACUUGAAAUCCCUGCCAAGCAGGCAAAAGAAAGCAGAUGAAGCUGAUGACAUUAGCACUGUGGUAUAGUAUUGGGAAUGACUAUCUUUGACAUGGAAAUUAGUUUCAGAUUGCAGUAGACUGAGUGGUUUACUUCCAACAUCCAUUGUAUACAUUUAAGACUUUGCAUUUCAGUUUAAUUGAAUUAUGCCACUGUGGACUUAAAAAACAAAACAAAACUAACAUUAAAAAGAUUUUAGUUUGGGUGGCAUACACCAUAAUUUUUCCUCUGGUGGUAUAUUCCUAAGUAAGCUACUAUGUAAACAUUAGUUAGAUUCAUUUCACUAUUUAAUAAUGAAAUUUAUUUUUUUAAUUUAAAACCAAAUAAAAGCCUAACUUUGAACCAUGUAAAACAGAGUAAUUCAUUGGACAGGGAUCAAUGCUAUGGAUUCACCUGCCUUUUCUAUACUUAGAGUUGACUUUUUUGGGCCAAAAGCUCCAUCAUAAUGACAGAUGCAUUAAUACAACUUUCUGUAAAUCAGGGAGCCCUUCCUGAAGCAUCUACUGAAUAAAAGUUCUCUCCGUCUUUUUCUAAAAAAGAAAUAAAUUUUUGUUGAUAA